GCUCCACACACCGGAAGUCCACGUCAGACCAGGACAGAAGCCGAACGGAGCCGGUCCUUCUGAUCCCGAACCCGGACACGGACUACGUGUACAUCUGCGAUGGCGGACGAGGCCACGCGCCGCGCGGUCUCUCAGAUCCCCCUGUUGAAGACGCACGCGGGGCCGCGGGACCGCGCGCUGUGGCCGCAGCGGCUGAAGGAGGAGUACCAGGCCCUGAUCCGGCACGUGGAGCAGAACAAGAACGGAGACAACGACUGGUUCCGCCUGGAGUCCAACCAGGACGGCACGCGCUGGACCGGAACCUGCUGGUUCAUCCACGAGCUGCUCCGGUACGAGUUCCGGUUGGAGUUCGAGAUCCCGGUGACGUACCCGGACACCGCCCCGGAGCUGUCCAUCCCGGAGCUGGACGGGAAGACCGCCAAGAUGUACCGGGGCGGACGGAUCUGCCUGACCGAACACUUCGCUCCGCUCUGGGCCAGGAACGCGCCCCGGUUCGGACUCGCGCACCUCAUGGCCCUGGGGCUCGCGCCUUGGCUGGCGGUGGAGGUCCCGGAUCUGAUCAGUAAAGGACUGGUGGUCCACAAGGAGGGGGGGGGGGCGGCUGAGGGGGGGGGGGGGGGGGGGGGCUGA
This is a messenger RNA of Sphaeramia orbicularis (orbiculate cardinalfish), 630 nucleotides long. RefSeq names its product ubiquitin-fold modifier-conjugating enzyme 1-like. Gene Ontology annotation, cellular component: cytoplasm. The transcript has a single exon. The record is from RefSeq and is a predicted model, not a curated record. NCBI's taxonomy places the organism in Eukaryota, Metazoa, Chordata, Actinopteri, Kurtiformes, Apogonidae. Gene Ontology annotation, molecular function: UFM1 conjugating enzyme activity. Gene Ontology annotation, biological process: protein K69-linked ufmylation. Bases 100 to 630 code for a protein of 176 amino acids.